Messenger RNA from Mycotypha africana, 853 nucleotides. RefSeq lists its product as uncharacterized. The record is from RefSeq and is a predicted model, not a curated record. Lineage: Eukaryota; Fungi; Mucoromycota; Mucoromycetes; Mucorales; Mycotyphaceae. The transcript has a single exon. Bases 194 to 820 code for a protein of 208 amino acids.
GGGGGGGGUCCUCAAUGUCUGUCCUCUCUUUUCUUUUUUUGUCGACCUAUUUGCUGGCGUCUCCUAUAAUUUGAGAAAAAGAUAGAACACCUUCCUUUCUUCUUUUCACUGUUACUUUAGAUAAUUCCUUGUCUUAUUCAAUCAAACCGUCUAUUGCAUUCCUACAACACCACUUUUGGAAACAUUCAAAUCAAUGACCUCCACUUGUUAUUGGUACUCUACUAACGGCAUGAUGCAGCGUCGCCUGCCUCUUCAUCAUUUGGCAAUACUUGACCAAGCAUUUGAACGGCAUGCACGUAUUCAACUCUUGAUAGAAGAAGAAGAAGAUUUAUUCUUUAGCGGCAGUAUGACUUGUAGCAAUCCAAAACAGCAACAGCAGCAACAUAAGCACAUCGUGACCAUUACGGCGAACCCAUAUCAAGGCACAAUGACAGCGGGUGACCUUCAUUAUGGAUUAUAUCGACAACCACCGUUAUGGCGGAUUAGUGACGCUAGUUUAGACACAUUGAUUUUAUUGGACGACGACGGUAGUGAAGAAAGCAUUGAUAAGAAGAAUAGAAAAUCGAGGAAGAGCAAUUCUCAGAAGGACGACCAGGAAGAAAAUAUACAUCCUCUGGACAGUAAUAUAGAUAGAUUAGCUUUUACAUCGACGACGACGACGACUACAGCAGCAGUACCUAUGACAAAUAAAACGGGUGCUAACUCCAGUAGAGCAGGAGCCGCCACUAGGCAUAUCAAUAGGCGAUUUCUGCGACGAGAGCAUUUACUAAGGCAGAAUUAUAUGGAAGAUAAUUGCGGUGCUUGCUGUAUUAUCAGUUGAUAACAACCAACUAUCACUAUGCAUUGAUAUGGC